UGGAGAAAGAAAUUCAUGGCAAACCUGGUGAAGGCGGGGUUACACAUGGAAGAAGAAGCAGUAGAGAGCGAAAAUAGUGUCAUCCACUUCAUCAAGCUGUCGGCUCCUUGGCCAGUACUCGUCCACUACGCGGAACAACUCUGCAUCAGGGCACCACUGCAGGCGCAUCCGAACCCAAGUUGUAAUUGGUCCGAGCACUUGUUGCGGACGGUAUUCAUUCCGAACAUUAUGCGUGAAGAGGUUCCCAAUAAACCUCUGGAUUACUACACCUGCGCCUUCAAGAAAUCGAAGAUUGACAAGUUCCUGGGCAGUGACAACCAGGACGAGUACUUCACCCGGACACAGCGCAUUCGCAUAGUGCACGCGAUACUGCAAACGGCGGCGUACGGGAAGCGGCGCCGGGCGCAAAUCGGCAUCGAUAGACUAACUGAGGAAGGUGCUUACGCAGCUGCUUUCCCACUGCACGAUGGACCCUACCAGCUGCCCGACAGGCCCGUGGCUCCCGAGAAUUUGAACAAACGCCAGAUUCUAUACAACUACUGGGCCCGAUGGGGGAAGUGGUACAAAUAUCAACCACUGGACCACAUUCGAGAGUAUUUCGGAGAGAAGAUCGGGAUCUAUUUCGCUUGGUUGGGGUUCUACACUGGAUGGCUACUGCCCGCUGCAGUAGUCGGUCUAGCUGUCUUCCUGUACGGUGUCUUGACCAUGCACAAUGACACCCCCUCGAAUGAGGUUUGCGAAAGCGGCAAGACGUUCCUGAUGUGCCCUCGCUGUGAAGAGAACUACGGCUGCGUCUACUGGCAUCUGAGUGACAUUUGCAUGUUCAGCAAGCUCUCCUACCUGUUCGAUCACCCGGGCACUGUCUUCUACGCAGUCUUCGUUUCCUUCUGGGCGGUUUCCUUUUUAGAGUAUUGGAAGAGAAAGAGCGCGAGUCUAGCUCACCAUUGGGAUUGCAUGGACUUUGAAGAGGAAGAGGAACGACCUCGUCCUGAGUUCGCUGCCAAGGCCCCUUGCGUGGAGAGAAAUCCGAUCACUGGUAUCAAGGAACCUUCUUUCCCAAAUACGGUCAGGUACAAGAGAAUAGCUGUAGGAUCCGGAGCCAUCCUCGUCAUGAUGGCUCUGGUGAUGAUCUUCAUCGUAGCAGUAAUCCUGUAUCGUGUUCUGGUGUCCAUCUUCUUAUUCCGGACGGACACGUUUCGCGGGGCGGCCUCCCUCAUUGCCAGUUCGACGGGUGCCCUGGUCAACCUGUUGCUCAUCAUGGCACUCGGCCGUGUCUAUGAGAAAUUGGCCCUCAAACUCACACAGUGGGAGAUGCACCGCACGCAGACGGAUUUCGACGACAACUUGACUUUCAAAGUAUUCAUCUUCCAGUUCAUCAACUUCUAUUCGUCCAUCUUCUACAUCGCCUUCUUCAAAGGCAGGUUCGUCGGCUAUCCGGGACAUUAUCGGAAAAUGCUGGGCCUGCGGAACGAGGAAUGUGGCAACAGUGGCUGUCUAAUGGAACUGGCUCAGCAGCUAGCCAUCAUUAUGAUUGGGAAGCAAAUCAUCAACAAUGCUCAAGAAAUUCUGGUUCCGAAACUAAAAGCCUGGUUUCACAGGAAGCGGACCAAGUUGGGUUCUGUGAUCAAGCUGACGAGGUGGGAGGAAGAUUACCAGCUCAUAGAAAACGAGGGACUCUUCCAAGAGUACCUCGAAAUGGUGCUACAAUUCGGCUUCAUCACUAUCUUCGUGGCUGCUUUUCCGUUGGCUCCCCUAUUUGCCCUACUCAACAACUGGGUGGAGAUCAGACUGGACGCACAAAAGUUCGUCUGCGAGACGAGGAGGGUGGUCGCCGAGCGCGCGCAAAACAUCGGCAUCUGGUUCAGCAUCCUGGAACUGCUGUCCCAUCUGGCCGUCAUCAGCAACGCGUUCCUGAUCGCUUUUACCUCGGAGUUCCUACCGAAGAUGCUGUACGAAUACGAAUACAGUUGGGAUCUGAAAGGUUACGUCAACUUCACUCUCGCCUGGGCACCCAAUGGAACGCUCACACAAGAAUGCAGGUACUCGGACUUCCGGGACCGUGGUGGGAACUUGACUACUUUCUACUGGCGUUUGUUGGCUCUGCGACUAGGUUUUGUUAUUCUGUUUGAGCAUCUUGUGUUCGCCGUGUGUCGCCUCAUUGACAUGCUGGUCCCGGACAUCCCCGUGGCCCUAGAACUGAAAAUCAAGCGGGAGAGGUAUCUGGCCAAACAGGCGCUCGCCGACUCGGACACCAUCAUGAAGGUGGCACAGAGACGAGACGAGGACGAUGAUGAGGAGGAGGACAGCCCAAACCGAGGUGCUUCAGAACUACCUUUCAGCCAGCACGAAGAAUCAGCCAGAACGUGAAUUCUUCCUUCGCCCAUCUUUCUCCAAAUUGAACUUCAGCCUGGCGGA
This is a messenger RNA of Uloborus diversus, 2415 nucleotides long. RefSeq names its product anoctamin-7-like. The record is from RefSeq and is a predicted model, not a curated record. The coding region runs from base 16 to 2367 and encodes 783 amino acids. Gene Ontology annotation, biological process: chloride transmembrane transport. Gene Ontology annotation, molecular function: chloride channel activity; protein dimerization activity. NCBI's taxonomy places the organism in Eukaryota, Metazoa, Arthropoda, Arachnida, Araneae, Uloboridae. The transcript is spliced from 19 exons. Gene Ontology annotation, cellular component: plasma membrane.